This is a messenger RNA of Eutrema salsugineum, 1923 nucleotides long. Its product is annotated as glutathione hydrolase 3. Gene Ontology annotation, biological process: glutathione catabolic process. The transcript is spliced from 7 exons. Lineage: Eukaryota; Viridiplantae; Streptophyta; Magnoliopsida; Brassicales; Brassicaceae. Gene Ontology annotation, cellular component: plasma membrane. Bases 1 to 1923 code for a protein of 640 amino acids. Gene Ontology annotation, molecular function: glutathione gamma-glutamate hydrolase. The record is from RefSeq and is a predicted model, not a curated record.
AUGGAUCGUGUUGCAUUGCGAGAUCCAUUUUUGGACAUCGAAAAAAACGUCACAACGAUACAUGAUAAAUUAAAAUCACGCGAUUCUGAAAUCAGUAAAACCAAGUCAAGAAGAAAUCGGAUUGCCAUUGCAUUUUGCUUGUCUCUCGUUCUAGUCGGAAUCUCAGGGUUUACAUUCAGCGGACAUACCGGGCAAGAAACUGAUGAUACCAAAAGUAACGACGAAAAAGAAUCGAUUGUAACGUCCAAAAACGGCGUCGUGGCGGCCGAUCACGAGAAAUGUUCAGAAAUCGGCGCCGAUGUGCUUGGACGACUCGACGGCACUGCCGUGGACGCAGCAGUGGCCGUCGCGUUUUGCUUAGGUGUAGUGAAUCCAACGUCGAGUGGAAUCGGCGGUGGAGCCUUCAUGGUCGUCAGGUCAUCAAACGGCUCGGCGUUAACUUAUGACAUGCGAGAAACCGCUCCAUCGACUGCUCACCAGGAUAUGUUCGAGGGCAAAGAGGAAGAGAUUAUGAAAGGACCAUUAUCUGUAGCAGUGCCAGGAGAGGUAGCCGGACUUUACGAAGCGUGGACGAGAAACGGCCGCCGUGUGGAUUGGAAACUGUUGGUCGAGCCGUCUAUCAAGCUGGCUCGAGACGGUUUCAAGGUUGGUUCGCAUCUCGCCUUUGCGCUAACCGUACCGGACGUCGCGAAUAAGGUCAUGAACGAUCCUGGUUUGAAGAAUGUUUUUACUGAUGGAAAUGAAGUGUUGAAGAAAGGUGAUAACUGUACAAACGCCAAACUCGCUGAGACAUUGGAAAAAGUGGCGGAGAAAGGGAUGAAAGCGUUUUACGAAGAGGAUGUGGCGGAAAUGCUUGUGGACGACCUGAAUGAAGCUGGUGGGAACAUGACUUUGGAUGAUCUGAGGAGUUAUAAAGUUAACGUGGUCGAACCGAUGGUUGUUGAUGAUGUUUUGGGGUAUAAAAUACAAGGAAUGUGGCCUCCCUCUAGUGGAACGCCAAGUUUUGCAAUGGUGAUGAAUGUAAUGGAGAGAUACAACGACUUGAAAACAUCAGAUAGGAAUCUUGCUCUGCAUCGUCUUAUAGAAGCCAUGAAAUAUAUGCUUGCAGCUCGAAUGGAUCUUGGAGACCCUGCGAUUGUUGAUGGAAUAGACAAAGCUGUGGAGAAAAUGGUCUCUAAGUCAUUUGCCGAAAAAAUCCAGGAGGAAAUAUCCGAUGACACGACAUACGAUCCAGAACAUUACCUUGACAAAUAUAGCCAGCUUAAGGACCAAGGGACGAGCCAUUUCUCUGUAGUGGAUAGAUAUGGAAACGCAGUGUCGAUGACUACAACUGUGAAUUAUGCGUUUGGGUCAGGUUUUAUGUCGCCUUCUACGGGUAUUAUACUCAACAACCAGAUGGCUGAUUUCUCUAUACCAACGGGAGGCACUUCUAAUAGCCUUCCUCCUGCACCUGCCAAUUACAUUGCGCCACAUAAGAGGCCUUUGUCUUCUAUGAUGCCUCUAAUCAUCACAAAGAACAAUGAGCUAGCCGGAGUUAUUGGUGCGAGUGGUGGGAUUUACAUUAUUCCGGCAGUGAUCCAAGUGUUCCUCAAUCAUUUUGUCUUCGACAUGAGUCCUCUAGAAGCUGUAAACAGUCCAAGAGUGUACCACAAGUUAAAGCCAAACGAAGUGUUAUACGAGGACUGGAAAGUGUACAAUGGAGAUCACAUCUUGCUUGAAGAAGAUACUCGAAAGGUGUUAGAGAGUAAAAAUCAUGUGCUAAAGCUUACAAAACAAGGAGCGAUUGUGCAAUUAGUUGUUCAAAACAGAGUAGGUGAUACUAAGACAGAUUUGACGGCAGUUAGUGAUCUCCGGAAAGGUGGCAAGCCAGCUGCGGCUAUUGCUGCUCCAGCUCCUGCACCUGCUCCUUCCUCUAUGUUUUGA